Molecule: messenger RNA, 700 nt
Organism: Alosa sapidissima (American shad)
Lineage: Eukaryota; Metazoa; Chordata; Actinopteri; Clupeiformes; Clupeidae
Gene: med9
Product: mediator complex subunit 9
Exons: 2
Coding region: 50-340 (96 amino acids)
Biological process (GO): regulation of transcription by RNA polymerase II
Cellular component (GO): mediator complex
Molecular function (GO): transcription coregulator activity
Source: RefSeq, a predicted model, not a curated record
UGAUGACGUAUAAUCUGUGCGCCUCUCACAAGUACCACCGCUGAUCAGGAUGGCGACGAUUCCGCUUCAGCAGGAGACGGAGGAUUACUCUUUUUUGCCUCUUAUUCACGAUAUUUUAAAAUGCAUGGACAAAGAUAGCGCAGACGUCCAGCAGGAACUCAACAAACUAAAGACGAAGAUCCAAGAGGCGAGGGAACAGAUUCUGGCCAUGCCAGGUAUCGAGACGAACGUGGAGCAGCAGCAGGAACAGCUACGGACACUACAAGAACAAGUGCGCACGAAAAACCAGCUGUUGCACAAGUACAAAGGCCUGUGCAUGUUUGACAUCCCGAAAGUCUAAAAAGGGCAGGCUGGCAAUCAAAAUGCAGUAUAAGCACGGGGUGAACAGUGGCAGCUGUUUAUGGAAAUGUUAUUGUUUGAGUUGCUUAUGUUGUUGCACUCGGCUUGAUUAACACUGGAGUUGUGCUGGAUAAACUGUGAUGGACACGGAUAGGCCAAUAUGAUGGGCAUAUGUCGGCAGUUUUAUUAAUCUGCCGCACAUGCAAAAGUAUUUAGUGAGCAAACACUGUUAGGCCGACUGAUCAGUAUAGUCGUGUGCACUGCCCCCCCCCCGUUUUGAUUAUUUAUGAGAUUGCAGAAAUAAACAUAUAUGCUACACUCGCUUCCUUCUUUUUACCUUUGCGGAUUUCGUUUUUUUUUU